Pseudomassariella vexata is the source of this 721-nucleotide messenger RNA. RefSeq lists its product as uncharacterized. Lineage: Eukaryota; Fungi; Ascomycota; Sordariomycetes; Amphisphaeriales; Pseudomassariaceae. The record is from RefSeq and is a predicted model, not a curated record. The transcript has a single exon. Bases 172 to 504 code for a protein of 110 amino acids.
GCCGGAAUAGAGCUGGCAGUGGAAAAGAUCAGAGUUCAAGCGAUAAGUUAAUCUUGACAUAAGUGACAUCAAAUUCAAAUACAACAGCCUCUAGGAAAUCCCCAAGCGCCGUCUUCGAGAUGGUUUGGAAGGUUCGAUGCGGCACGAGAGUUCUUGACGGCAAACUGAACAAUGAGACGGUGGUCGUCGCCCUUGCCUGUAUGUGUUGAUCGUGUUCAUGCAAUGCUAGUAGUCUCCAUGUCAAAUGCAAACUUAUUCCUCGAAAAGUUAACUGUUUCUCAUAAUGAUAUGACGGCAGGUGAAGGAUAUGGUAGUUGGUGCACUUGCAAUGGAAUCACCAAGUCUCGUAGUGUUUGCAUUACCGGUCGAUCACACCGGAUUACCAGACUACCUCGUAUCAUCCCAAUCGUGACAUGCGGUUUAUUGUGUCGCCCGCAUGGAGGGGCUGCUCACAACCGGUCCCCAUCUACUGGGAUCAAGCAUCGCGGGGAAUUCGGAAGAUGAUUCCAGCCCCCUCAUGGCGAGCUACUUAAUGAAGUAGAUAUGAUCUGUGAUGCGGAAGAACGAGGUCAAGGCGGCAGCCGGCAAGGCAGCUAGGACAUUGCCGUCACAAUCAAGGUAGCUUCGCCGAGGCUCAAAGAAACAAGGUUAAUAUGAUGUCGAUAAAUCCAGACUGCCGUACUGGAUCACAGCAAUGAAGUGAUGCAGAGCCACAGAGUUU